Molecule: messenger RNA, 5152 nt
Organism: Cinara cedri
Lineage: Eukaryota; Metazoa; Arthropoda; Insecta; Hemiptera; Aphididae
Source: the annotation of a GenBank genome assembly
UUUUCGAUCCAAAUGCUCGUAAAGUUGUAAAUUGUUUUUAAUUAGCUUUAUUCACUACAAGUGUAAAAGUCGAACAUGGCCAAAGUAAAAAAAAAACUAAAUUAGAGCAAACCAAAACUAACUUGUUAUUUAUCUAUAUUAUUUUUUAUUAUUGCUAUUAUCUAUACGUAAUACCCUUUUUAUCAGACACUACAACUCACCGAUGUGUUACGUACUUACGUAUGGUCAUCGAUGGUAUCAGGUGUGGUGUAAAAUCUACUUACAAAAAAUCGUGUAUACAACUUAUAAGCUCUAUGACAAUCUACCGGUUUUUGUUGUUUUUAUCAUUUAAGGUUAUGUUAUGAUUCGUACAUCAGAUUUGGAUCGACGGCAAUUGUUUACUAUUAUUUUAUUUUAUAGUUAAGUAGUUCACUACUGUUAUUUUAAUUUUUCUCUAAUGUCUGAAUUGUAUAGACGUGUGUAAUAAAUUUAAAUUUCGAAGCCAUUCUCCAUUGUUUGUUUUAAAAUUUUACUAGUCAUUGUAACAUCUCAACAUGUCGCUAGUGUGUGCCCGUAAGAAUCAAUAUUAUUACAUUAUACAAUUAUGUCUUCCAAUACUGUUUCGUUAUCGUUUAUAUGUAAAAAUGUAUAUUAUUUUUCAAUGAUUUAUAGUAAAGAAAUGUUAAUUUAUUAUUCAGUUGUACUACCUGCUUAAAUAUUCAAAUCGUAAUUUGUAUCAAAUUUGUAUGUAGAUAGGUACUAGAAACUAGAAAGUGUAUAAUGUUGAUCAUAAUUAUUAAUUUACUUGUAGUUGUAAACAUGAAAUUUGUAAUUAUUUAAUAAUAUUAGGCAAAUCAUCAAAUAAAUUUAAGUUAGUUGAUUUUUCAAAACAAAUAUUUUAAAUGUUUGUUUUUUAGUGUCUAAUGAAGUACCAGAACAACCAGUUGUUUCACCUGUUUCUGGUUCAAUUUUUGAAAGACGACUUAUAGAAAAAUACAUCAAAGAAAAUAAUACCGAUCCAAUAAAUGGCCAAGAAUUGACGGUUGAACAAUUAGUGGAGAUUAAAAGUAUGUUAAAAUUAAAUAAAUCAUUUUAAAGGUGGGACAUCCAUGAAAUAUUGUUUCAAUAAAACUUUCUUAUAAAAAAAAAAAACAACACAUUUUUAAAUAUUUAUAAAACUUGUUAUUUCUUGAUUUUUGUUAGUACACUUGUCUAGCUAAAGUUUGUUAUUGUUAUUUAGUUGAUUUAAAACUAUUUAAAAUAUGUAAAUGUUAUGUUUUAUUUUUAAAAUAUGUAAUCAAAUUCAAUUAUAUAAUAUAUAAUUAGGUAAUGAAAAAUUUAAAAACCGGUUUACAAUGUUUUUUAUACUUGGUAAUUUAUUGGGCACCGUUUAACAUAUACAUUCAAUGAAGUUACAGUUAUUUAAGGUACAUUUAUACCUUAUAUAAGUAUUUAAUAUUUCAUAUAAGUAUAUCUUUAUUAUGUAGUAGAGGUUUUUUGAGUACAUUAUUUAUAAACAAACCUGGUGCUGAGUAUUAGCUGAGUAAUAAUUUAUAUAAUAAACAAUGUACAAUGUUAUAAAUAAUAUUUAUACAGUAUCCCACAAAGAUAUACACAUUGAAAUAAUAAAGAUAAUCAAAUUUGGUUUUUUUUUAUUUUUAUAAUUAUAAAGGUUAAGAUUACUAAUAUUCAUAUUUUAAUAAAAAAUUUAUCUUAUAAAAAAAAAAUAACUACUUAUUUAAUCAUUAUUUAUUUUUAAAUAUAAAACUAUUUAAAUGAUCGAUCAAUUUCUUAAAUUAAAUACAAAUUUAAAGAAUUAAGAGUUUAUUCUUCUGAACAUUUAGACAUUUCAACUUUUAUUUUCAUUAGUCUUACAAUUUAAAUGAUUUUUAUAUUAGUUAAUUUUUUUACCCAAACGUUUAUUUAACUAAAAUAUGAAUACUUAUAGUCGUUAUUGCAGUGAUUGAAAAAUUGUGAGACUGAAGAAAAUAAAGGUUAAAAUGUCAAAAUGUCAGGAGAAUAAUAAAUUCUUGAUUCUUUAAAUUUUUUGAAAAUAAUUUUUUUCUUUUACAAAACAAAAAUUUAAUUCAUAUAUGAAUAUUAGUAGUCCUAAUCAUUGUAAUAAUAAAAAUAAAACAAAAGAGCUGAUUUAGGGGAUGGGAGUGUCCACUGUUGUAUGUGAGAAGUUGGGAAGAUAAGAUACAUAAGGUUAUUUCAUUUAUAUCUGUAAGCAAUGAUAAACCAUUGCUUGAUGAAAGACAAUUUCGAGCGCAGUUUGGUGAUACAUAAUUUAAAGUAUGGUAAUUUUUUUUGCGAUUUACGUUUAAAUAUUAUUUCCAAACCCUUAAAAAAAAAAACGUCUGAUGAUUUUGAAAAUUGUACCACGUGUAUGUAAGUCCAAUACAAGUAUUAUUACCAAGUUUCAAGUCUACAUGUAUUUGUAACUGAAUAAUAGCAAAAAACUCCCAAAAAUUAAAAUUCUUUAAAAGCUCAAAAGUUUUGGAAAUGAUACAGUAAGAAAGUAAAUCAAAAAGGCAAAAAUUAAAUUAAAAUUAAAAAAUUAAAAUGAAUUAAAUUUUUUUUCUGGUAGAAAACACCAUGUUUUUAUAAAAUAAUUGAAUCGUGAAAUUGUACGUUUUCCUAAUUUUUUACCCACUUAAGUGCUUUUAUUAAAAAAAAUGGUGUCAAAAAUUAAAAAAAGACUUUUUAAAAGUACAAUCUAGACAACUUGAGUUUUCAUAAAAGGUGUUACCAGUAAAAAUCUGAGCAAGUUUAUUAGGAAAAAAACUUGUCCACAGACUUAAAGAAGAAAAAAAGAAAUAAACAGCAUUGUAAAACCCAUAGCUCCCUCGUUAUGCUCGGAAUCUAAAACUAAUUUGAUUUUCUUCAUUAUUUUAAUGGGCACCUAUGUCUUUGUGGUCCCAAAUAUUAUUUAUACUCUAUACAUUGUGUAUUAUAUAAAUUAUUACUCGGUUAAUACUUGAUAUACAUAAAUAUAUACAGUCGACACCAUUUAUGAAACUUAUGGAUUUAAUAUUCGGUUGCUUAUUAGACUCAAAAUCACUUAGAACGUUCCGGGCAUAUACAAAUAUACUCUAUCCUUUCUCUACUUUGCCAAUAAGGUUCAUUAAAUAUAAUAAGGUUCAAUUGGAUUUUGAUAGAAAAAUGUUAUUGAAAAAAAAAAAAAAAAAAACUUUAUACUAUAGUUUUUUGUAAAAAAAUAUCUUUUAUUUGUUAUAAAUUAUAGCUUCACCUAUUGUUAAACCUAAACCUAUAACUGGCACCAGCAUUCCUGCUAUACUGAAAAUGCUCCAAGAUGAAUGGGAUGCUGUUAUGUUGCAUGCAUUCACACAAAGACAACAAUUACAAACCGCCAGACAAGAGUUGAGUCAUGCUUUAUACCAACAUGAUGCUGCCUGUCGUGUGAUUGGUCGUUUGACCAAAGAAGUAACUGCAGCUCGUGAAGCUUUAGCUACGCUUAAACCACAAGCUGGAAUUUCCGUUAACGAUACAUCUGUAAAUGCUGGACCUACAACAAUACCACAACCUGUAUGUUUUUAUUUACAGUGUUUUGUAUUUUUAUACAUAUUUUAUUUAUUUUGUUCUUAGGCUAUUGCUAUGGAAGCAGCUGGAGUACCGAAUCAACCUACAGAAGAAGCUGGAAUAACUGAUGAAAUAAUUAAGAAACUGCAAGAAAAAGCUACCGUUUUAACACAGGAGAGAAAGAAGCGAGGGCGUACAGUUCCAGAAGACUUGAUGGAUCAAGAAUCAUUAAAAUCAUUUAAAACAUUGGCAUCCCAUCCAGUAAGUAUAAGUUUAAUGAUAUAAUAUAAAUUAUUUACUUAUAUUAAGAGAAUAUGGAAUUAAAAUAUAAUAUUUAAAUUAUAUAUUUUAUCUAGGGUCUUCACAGUGCUAGUGUACCAGGAAUAUUGUCUUUAGAUAUACACAGUGAAGAUACUAGUAAAAUUUUAACAGGAGGGAAUGAUAAAAAUGCUACAGUAUUUAAUAAGGAUACUGAACAAAUUAUAGCGGUUCUGAAAGGUCAUACUAAGAAGGUCACGCGGGUAAUCUAUCAUCCUAAUGAGGUAAAAUAUAGUUUGGGUCAUAUGUUUAAAAAUUCUAAUCAUAUUAAAUUAGUAAAUUUAAAAAAUAAGUUUAAUUUGUAUAAAAAAUUAUCCAGGAUGUUGUAAUAACUGGAUCACCUGAUACAACAAUAAGAGUAUGGAAUGUUGGUGCUUCAAAUCCACUGUCUCAAAUAAUUAGAGCACAUGAAGGUUCCGUAACUGGGGUAUCAUUGCAUCCGACUGGUGAUUACAUUUUGUCAACAUCCGCUGAUCAGAAUUGGGCAUUUUCUGAUAUUCGUACAGGAAAAUUAUUAACUAAAGUAAAUUAAAAUUUUAUGAAAAAGUUUAUUUGGGAAUGUGUGAUUGACAUUAAACCAUUUUAUGUUUAGAUUUCAAGUCAAACUUCAAACAAUACUUUGACCACUGGACAAUUCCAUCCUGAUGGACUUAUUUUUGGAACUGGUACUUCCGAUUCAAAUGUUGUAAUUUGGGAUUUAAAAGAACAAUCAAAUGUUGCAACUUUCACUGGUAAAAAUAGCUUAAAGUACUUUUGAUUCUAAGUGUAAUACCUUUUUUUUUAUACUAGGCCAUUCUGGACCAAUUACUGCCAUAUCAUUUUCUGAAAAUGGUUAUUACCUUGCAACAUCGGCAGAUGACUGUUGUGUGAAACUUUGGGAUUUGCGUAAGUUAAAGAAUUUCAAAACUUUGAUCUUAGAUGAUGGUUAUGAAAUAAAAGAUUUAUGCUUUGACCAAAGUGGAACAUAUCUUGGUGUUGCAGGAUCUGAUGUCCGGUGAGUAUAAAAAAAAAUAUAAAAUUAAUUAAUAACAUGUACUUAUGUCUUGGUAUUACUUUCAGUGUUUAUAUGUGUAAACAAUGGCAAGAAUUAAAAGUAUUCAAUGAUCAUACAGCAUUGGCUACUGGAAUUAGGUUUGGAAAACAUUCUCAAUUUAUUGCUUCAACUAGUAUGGAUAGAACUUUAAAACUGUAUGGUAUUUAAUGGACAUUUUUACAAUUUUAUAUUCUAAGAACUGUGACAGUAUAAAUUCUUUUUUACUUGUAAUUAUUGCGUGAAAAAAAAUUAGUCUUAUUAAAAAAGAAAAAUUAAAAA